Molecule: messenger RNA, 3423 nt
Organism: Drosophila bipectinata
Lineage: Eukaryota; Metazoa; Arthropoda; Insecta; Diptera; Drosophilidae
Gene: alpha-Man-IIa
Product: alpha-mannosidase 2
Biological process (GO): N-glycan processing; protein deglycosylation; mannose metabolic process
Cellular component (GO): Golgi membrane
Molecular function (GO): alpha-mannosidase activity; carbohydrate binding
Source: RefSeq, a predicted model, not a curated record
UUGAAACAAUAUCAACCCUAUUGUUUACAAAAAAACACGCAAGGGGAACUCUGCUGAAGUGAAGAAGGCGUUUGUGGUAGACGAUUCCAUGACAAAUUAGCCGCAAAAAUGUUGCGCAUACGUCGACGUUUUGCGCUGGUGAUAUGCACCGCCUGCCUUCUAGUCUUCCUCAGCCUCUAUGUGAUCCUCAACCUUGCAGCACCGGCAGUCACUCAAAAAAAGCCAAACUAUGUGGCUAUUGAGAAUAAACUGCGGCAACUGGAAAACGGUCUGCAGGAGCACGGCGAGGAGAUGCGAAACCUGCAGGCUCGUAUUUCCAAAGUCAGGAACGAACCUCUUAUUGCCCCGCCUGAAGUGCAGCGGUCGAGUCCUGGACAGUGCCAGGAUGUGGUCCAGCAAAUCCCUGAGGUGGAGGUGCAGAUGCUAGACCUGUACGACCGCAUGUCAUUCAAAGACAUUGAUGGUGGUGUGUGGAAGCAGGGAUGGAACAUCAAGUAUGAUCCCCUGAAGUACAACGCCCACCAUAAGCUGAAGGUGUUUGUGGUGCCGCACUCCCACAACGAUCCUGGUUGGAUCCAAACAUUUGAGGACUAUUACCAGCACGACACAAAGCACAUCCUGUCGAACGCCUUACGACACUUGCAUGAGAACCCCGAAAUGAAGUUUAUCUGGGCAGAGAUUUCGUACUUUUCCCGCUUUUUCCACGAUCUGGGCGAGAACAAAAAGCUUCAGAUGAAAUCUAUUGUUAAAAGCGGUCAGCUGGAAUUCGUCACUGGAGGAUGGGUCAUGCCCGAUGAAGCCAACUCGCAUUGGCGCAACGUGUUGCUGCAGCUAACCGAAGGUCAGACCUGGUUGAAGCAGUAUUUGAACGUAACUCCCACAGCAUCCUGGGCCAUCGAUCCAUUUGGGCACAGUCCUACCAUGCCUUACAUACUGAAAAAGAGCGGUUUCAAGGACAUGCUUAUCCAGAGGACACACUAUUCCGUCAAAAAGGAGCUGGCGCAGCAACGGAAGUUGGAGUUCUACUGGCGUCAGAUUUGGGACAGCCAGGGCGACACGGCGCUUUUCACGCACAUGAUGCCCUUUUAUUCGUAUGACAUUCCGCACACCUGCGGACCAGAUCCCAAGGUGUGCUGUCAGUUCGACUUUAAGCGUCUGGGUGCUUUCGGGAUAAGCUGUCCAUGGAGGGUGCCACCUCGAGCCAUCGUCGAUGGAAAUGUGGCAGCUCGAUCUGACAUGUUAGUGGACCAAUGGAAGAAGAAGGCUGAACUGUAUCGCACCAAUGUGCUUCUAGUUCCUUUGGGAGAUGACUUCCGUUUCAAGCAGAACACCGAGUGGGAUGUUCAGAGGGUCAACUAUGAAAAGCUCUUCGAGCAUAUCAAUAGCCAGGCACACUUUAAUGUUGAGGCGCAGUUUGGCACCCUUCAGGAGUACUUCAAUGCAGUGCACCAAGCGGAGGGCCUGGGACAGACCGCAUUCCCAUCGCUAAGUGGAGAUUUCUUUACAUACGCGGAUCGCACGGACAACUACUGGAGCGGAUACUACACCUCCCGGCCUUACCACAAGAGGAUGGAUCGAGUGUUGAUGCACUACGUUCGCUCUGCGGAAAUGCUUUCGGCUUGGCACUCUUGGGACGGAAUGGCACGAAUCGAGGAGCGCCUGGAGCUUGCUCGCCGCGAACUGUCGCUAUUUCAGCAUCACGAUGGUAUCACCGGCACAGCCAAAACUCAUGUCGUUAAGGACUACGAGACUCGCAUGCAAGAAGCAUUGAAAGCGUGCCAGGCGGUGAUGCAACAGUCCGUCUACCGGCUACUCACCAAGCCAUCGAUCUACAGUCCAGAAUUCAGCUUUUCGUACUUUACGCUCGACGAUUCGCGCUGGCCGGGAUCGGGCGUGGAGGACAGCCGCACUACCAUAAUCUUGGGCGAGGAGCUGCCUACCAAGCAUGUUGUCUUGCACAAUACUUUGCCCCAUUGGCGAGAGCAGCUGGUGGACUUCUAUGUGUCCAGUCCGUUCAUUAGCGUCAGUGACCUAACCAACAAUCCUGUGGAGGCUCAGGUAACCCCAGUGUGGAGCUGGCAUCACGACACGCUCACCAAGACCAUCCAUCCGCAAGGAUCCACUACCAAGUUCCGCAUUAUAUUCAAGGCGCGCGUGCCCCCCAUGGGACUGGCAACCUACAUCCUGACUAUUUCGGAAUCUAAGCCACAACACACUUCAUAUGCCUCAAACCUGCUGAUGCGCUCCUCCUCGUUUGCCGUUCCGUUGGGCCAGUAUCCGGAGGAUGUAAAGUUUGGCGAGCAUCGAGAAAUAUCACUGAGGGUGGGAAAUGGUCCCACCUUGGCCUUCUCGGAAGAUGGUCUGCUCAAGUCUAUGCAGCUUUCGCAGGAUAGCCCUCAUGUGCCGGUGCAUCUAAAGUUCCUGAAGUACGGAACCCGCCAGCAUGGAGACAGGUCCGGAGCCUAUCUAUUUCUACCCAAUGGACCGGCCACGCCUUUCCGCGUGAGCAGCCCCGUUGUAUUGGUUAGUGAAGGCAAGCUGGAGUCCUCGGUGAGCGUGGGCCUGCCGAGUGUGGUGCACCAAACCAUAAUGCGCGGUGGCGCCCCUGAGAUUCGCAACUUGGUGGACAUUGGAGAGCUGGAUAACACCGAAAUCGUGAUGCGACUGCAAACGCAUAUCGACAGCGGCAAUAUAUUCUACUCGGACCUCAAUGGCCUGCAGCUUAUAAAGCGACGUCGCCUCGAAAAGCUGCCUCUCCAAGCAAACUACUAUCCUGUUCCCUCGGCCAUGUUCAUAGAGGAUGCCAACAUGCGGCUCACUCUCCUCACUGGCCAACCGCUGGGUGGAUCGUCACUGGCUUCGGGCGAGAUCGAGAUUAUGCAGGAUCGCCGGCUGGCAAGCGAUGACGAGCGUGGCCUUGGCCAAGGGGUGCUGGACAAUAAACCUGUUCUGCAUAUCUACCGCUUGGUGCUGGAACGGAUUAACAACUGCUUGCGGCUAUCGGAGCAGCAUCCUGCCGGCUACCUAACGAGCGCGGCCCAUAAAGCCUCGCAGUCGCUUCUGGACCCGCUGGAUAAGUUCAUAUUCGCGGAGAACGAAUGGAUCGGGGUGCAGGCGCAAUUUGGUGGUGACCAUGCCUCCGUUCGAGAGGAUCUCGAUGUGUCUGUCAUGCGAAGACUUACCAAGAGUUCCGCAAAGACACAACGCAUAGGAUACGUGUUGCACCGAACCAAUCUGAUGCAGUGCGGGGCAGACAGUCAGUUGCCACAAAAGAUUGAUGCUUGUCACCUGCUGCCGAACACUGCCAGGUGCGAACGUACCACCCUAACUUUCCUUCAGACCCUGGAACAGUUGGAGCCCAUCGCUGCCCCCGAAGUGUGUCCCAUGGAAACUGUGGCCCUCGUGAGCAGUCACACGAGCUGA